Molecule: messenger RNA, 1556 nt
Organism: Rubroshorea leprosula
Lineage: Eukaryota; Viridiplantae; Streptophyta; Magnoliopsida; Malvales; Dipterocarpaceae
Source: the annotation of a GenBank genome assembly
AGUCAACAAUUGGUAUCAGAGCAAGGGCUCCAAUUUGAAGGUUUAACCACCUAGGAAUUGAUCGGGAAUGGCUCAAUUUCUAUCUUCUCAACCACUUGAAGGUUUGUCUACCACUAAGCCUCCUUUCUUUGAUGGUACUAAUUAUAAUUAUUGGAAGAAUAGGAUGAAGGUCUUCAUGUUUGCAAAUGUGCCCAAGGCAUGGGUUGUGACUAUGAAAAGUCCAUAUGUACCCAUGAAAAUUGUUGGAGAAAGAGAGGUGCCAAAGGAGGAGAUAGAUUGGAAUGAUGAAGACUUGGAGAAGAUCAUGAUCAACAACAAAGCAAUCAACAUGCUUCAAUGUGCUCUUAAUCCAACGGAAUUCCAUAGAGUUUUCGGGUGUGAUACGACUAAGGAGAUGUGGGACAUGCUAGAAGUCACUCAUGAAGGAACAAGCCAAGUAAAGGAGUCAAAAAUCAAUAGACUCAUUUACAUGUAUGAGCUUUUCAAGAUGAAACCGGAGGAGAGCAUUCAAGAUAUGUAUACAAGAUUGAAUGACAUAGUCACCAAUCUCAAGGCUCUUGGUAAAGUCUAUUCUCCUCAAGAAGUGGCGAGAAAGGUUCUUAGAAGCUUGCCUAAGAGUUGGGAAGCCAAGAAGACGGCAAUUGAAGAAUCUAAGGAUCUCAACACUCUCAAGCUUGAAGAUCUCAUUGGUAAAUUGAUGACAUAUGAGAUAGAAGUGCAAGGUGAUGGUGGAGUGGAAAUAGUUGAGAAGAAGAAGAAGAAUGUUGCUUUCAAGGCUAGCAACCAAAAGGAAGAGAGUGAAGAUGAUGCUAUGAAGAGAUUCAUGAAGAAGAACAUCAAGAGCAAGUUUGCAAAAAGAGAUGAAGGAGAGCCUACCAAAAGGAGUGUGAAAUGCUAUGAGUGCAACAAGAUGGAGCACUAUAGAAAUGAAUGUCCUAAAUUGAAGAAGGGUGAAAAGAAAAACAAGAAGAGCAUGAAGAAGAAAGCUUUUGCUGCCACUUGGAGCAAUGAUGAAACUAGCUCAACGGAAAGUGAAAGCUCCUUGGAGAAACGUGUUGCAAAUCUUUGCUUCAUGGCUCAAGAGGAUAGCAACAAUGAUGAGGAUAGCAACAAUGAUGAGGAGCAAAAGACUUUUAAGACUACCUUAGUGAGAGCAAGUCAAUCCUAUCAUCCUAAUGUUACUUGCUAUUGUUGUGGUGCAAAUGGACACUUUGCUUUCAUAUGUCCUUUGAAGAGAUUGAUAGCUCAAGGUAAAGUUGAUGGCCAAGUCAUAAGGAAAGCAAAGUAGAUCUUAAAAAGACUUAUGCCUCAACAAGAAUGUUGGAGUGGAAGUGCAAAGGAAAUUUGUUUUUGAAUGCUCCACUCAUGUGCUCAAAUUGGUAUCAUUUAUCCUAUUGCAUUUAUUCAUUAAGUAUAAUGACAUUAGCAUGACUAUUAAUUAUUGGUUUAUGUGUGCUCACUCUUUGAUACAUAUGCUUGUUGAGUAUGAUUCCAUUUGAUGUGUCUUUCCUAGUGCUUGAUAUGAUUCUUGAAAUUAAUGAAUAUGCUUAUUAGAA